This is a messenger RNA of Chenopodium quinoa (quinoa), 2671 nucleotides long. RefSeq names its product probable glycosyltransferase At5g25310. The transcript is spliced from 4 exons. The record is from RefSeq and is a predicted model, not a curated record. Gene Ontology annotation, molecular function: glycosyltransferase activity. Bases 500 to 1933 code for a protein of 477 amino acids. NCBI's taxonomy places the organism in Eukaryota, Viridiplantae, Streptophyta, Magnoliopsida, Caryophyllales, Amaranthaceae.
CUCGCUCUUAUCUAGAUUAUUACAUUCGCCUUUGAUAUUAAAUCAAAUUGUAAUUAAUUUAACUGCUUCAUUUUCAAACGUAACCUACUCGAAUUACGUACAUUAAAUUGAACACCGGAUUUAUCUAUAUAUUCUCAUCAAUCAAGUAUCCAUAAUUCAUUAUAAAAAAAAAAAUUAUUGUACUCCAAAUUUAUUUAUUACUUUGUAAUUAUCUAAAUCUCAAAAGCAAAAUAUAAUAUGAGUACUAGAGAGGUUACAAUUUUACAAAUACACUUUAAUUAAAUCACCUAACAUGAAAAAAGAAAAAUAAAGAAAAAAGGAAAAUAAAUAAAAGCAAAUAUACCUGUUCUCUCUCAAGUUCUUAAUUGGAGUAAGAAAUACUCCGAUUCUUUUCUUUACUCUUUAUAAAUGUAAAAUUUCGUCUCCUUCUCUCUUUCCUCAUUCAAACCCAUUUCUCUCACUAAAAUUAUAGAGAGAGAAAGCUUAGUAAAACUCAUCAAUGGAGAAAUGGCAGAAAUUGUGGUUUUCUCUCACUUCAACUAACUCUAUUACAUUGAUCAUCUCCUUAUUUGUCAUCACUUUCAUCGUCUUUGGAAGCCAUGGAAGAAAUUAUUCUUCGACGAGCUUCGACGAUGCUUCUAAUGGCGGCGCUCCGAAGCUUCGUCAGCUCUCUUUCUCCGCCGUUCAACUUCAAAGCGUCGCUACUUCUUCCGAUUCUCCGCCUCUUCUCUCCUUCAACUCCUCCGUUCAUCUCCGCAACGCUCCGAGAAAAAAGAAGGGAGGAGUAGAGGAAGGAUUAGCAAGAGCACGAGCGGCGAUUCGAAGAGAAAAGGCAGCUUGGAAUAGAAGAAAUCGAUCAAUUACUUUGAAUACUCCUUCCACUUUCAUCUACCGUAACCCCCGCGCUUUUCAUCAGAGUUAUCUAGAAAUGGAAAGGAGAUUGAAAGUGUAUGUGUACGAUGAGGGUGAUCUACCUAUCGUACAUGAUGGACCAUGUAAGGACAUCUACACUAUUGAAGGGAGGUUUAUUCAUGAGAUUGAGCAUGGAACUACGCGGUUCGGAACAAGAAAUCCCAAACAUGCCCACAUUCAUUUCAUGCCUUUUAGUGUUACAUGGAUGGUGAAGUACCUUUACAAGCCAAAUUCCUACAAUGUCACCCCUCUCAAUCAAUUUGUCUCGGAUUAUGUCAAUGUGAUUUCCACCAAGCACCCCUUCUGGAACCGGACACAAGGGGCCGAUCACUUCAUGCUGGCUUGUCAUGAUUGGGGACCUCAUGCCUCAAGGGGAAACUCAGACCUCUACAACAGAUCCAUCAGGGUAUUGUGCAAUGCAAACUCCUCUGAAGGCUUCAACUCACAAAAGGAUGUGAGCUUACCAGAAAUCCACCUAUAUGAUGGCAACAUUUCUCCGAAACUCAUCUCCAUCCCUCGAAAAACUGCUCCUCGGCCAUACCUUGCAUUCUUCGCUGGUGGUCUCCAUGGCCCAAUACGGCCUAUUCUCCUCAGACAAUGGAAGGGACAAGACCCAGACCUGCAAGUCCACGAAUACCUCCCAAAGGAAUUAGAUUACUACACUAUGAUGCUUCAGUCUAGGUUCUGCCUUUGUCCUAGUGGUCAUGAAGUUGCUAGCCCAAGAAUAGUUGAAGCCAUAUACGCUGAAUGUGUGCCAGUUAUACUGUCAAAGAACUAUGUUUUUCCUUUCAGUGAUGUUUUGAGAUGGGAGGCGUUUUCGAUAGAGGUGGAUGUCAAAGACAUUCCAAGGUUGAAAGAGAUUUUGAGAGCAAUACCAGAAGAGAAGUACAGAAGGCUAAUUGAAGGGAUCAGAGCUGUUAGACAGCAUUUUGUUCUUAACACCCCUGCAAAGAGGUUUGAUGUUUUUCAUAUGAUAUUGCACUCUGUAUGGCUCAGGAGAUUAAACUUGAAACUUAGGUAACAAUAACUGUAACAUAUAAUAGGAUUUUUUUUUUAUAAUUUUUAUAAUUUUAAAUUCUUAUCGAUCUAAUCAACAGAGAACAGGACAUACAUACAAGCGUGAAGCGUUGCUGUUUGAUACUCCCUGUCAGUCUUGUAAAUGCACUUCAUAUUCAUUAUUGUAGAGAUCACACUGAAGAAAAAAAAUUUGUUCUGCUCAGUCUGUAAAUAACCAAUAUAAUGUUCUUCUGAAAUGAAAACUUUUAUCCUGUUAUUUUGAAAGUUCAGUUUUGUAAAUGUCAUUCUCGACCCGUGUAGGCUUGUAGCCAAUUUUUCGCUAAUGAUAGUUCGUUAUCCUUGGGUGAUCUCAUAGUUAAAAAGACCUGAAACUAGUUUGAAUGAGGAAAAUAGUGUUCGAAUAGACCCCUUUUGGUUUGCAUAGAACGAGGGUCCUUCCCUCGGGUGGUUAGACUGGCGUGACUUAAUCUACCAGACUACCAGCUACAUCAUCAUUACAUUUGCAUAAAAAAAAAAAGUCAUUACAUGCAUAUAACAAACCAUAAAAGGGAAAUAUAUCUUCUUCUGCAUCUUUUAUUUAUUUAUAUAUUUAUUUAUUUUAUUUUAUUUAUGCCCCUAAAAUAAAGCUUGUUAUGAUUCUAACAAUUGAUAAAUAAAUUAAUUAAUUUAAUAAAAAAAAAAAAUGUUGUAUAAAUGGCUUUGCUUGCCCAUCUACAAAAGAUGAAUGAAUAGCUUUGUAUCA